AUGUCUGGAAAUAAGCAAUGGCCAGAAUUAGUCGGACAAAACUUUGAACAGGCUUCUCAAACAAUAUUAGCAUUUGAUAACAACUUACAUCCUUAUAAUGCAAGACAUGGUAUGGAAAAUAGAAUGUUUGAUCCACGUCGUGUUGUAUGUGUCACCGAUGACAAUGAUAUUGUAACUAGUACACCAACCUAUACUCACCGCAGUUAA
Messenger RNA from Adineta steineri, 207 nucleotides. The record is from the annotation of a GenBank genome assembly. Lineage: Eukaryota; Metazoa; Rotifera; Eurotatoria; Adinetida; Adinetidae.